This is a messenger RNA of Penicillium bovifimosum, 1215 nucleotides long. It is a transcript of the gene pex14, whose product is annotated as putative peroxisomal membrane anchor protein (Pex14). Lineage: Eukaryota; Fungi; Ascomycota; Eurotiomycetes; Eurotiales; Aspergillaceae. The record is from RefSeq and is a predicted model, not a curated record. Gene Ontology annotation, biological process: protein import into peroxisome matrix, docking. Gene Ontology annotation, molecular function: signaling receptor binding. The transcript has 5 exons. Bases 1 to 1215 code for a protein of 404 amino acids. Gene Ontology annotation, cellular component: peroxisomal membrane; peroxisomal importomer complex.
AUGGCGAUUGCCGAUGCGGGCGUCGCAUCUCUCCCUAAACCAUCUUCCUUGCACCUCAUUACUCCAUACCAGUCGGCAUCAAUCAUUAUGGCUCCACGCGAGGAGCUGAUUGCCUCAGCUGUUACCUUCCUCCAGGACCCAUCGGUUGCAUCGUCUCCUAUUGAAAAGAGGGUCUCGUUUCUCCAAUCCAAGAACCUGACACAGGAGGAGGUGGACAUCGCCUUAUCGCGAGUGGGAGAGGACCCAGCUGCCGCGGCCGCCGCUACAGCUGCAUCAUCCUCAUCACCUAGCUACUCCUCACAGCCAGUACCUUACCGGCAACCACCACCGCCUCCAGGACCUCCUGGGUAUGGCUACCCUCCAUAUAAUCAAUGGCAGCCGCCUCCUGAACCACCCAAGAGAGAUUGGCGUGACUGGUUCAUUAUGGCAACAGUAGUUGGUGGAGUUGGAUAUGGGUUGUAUACCGUCACGAAGCGUUACAUCGCACCUUUGAUCGCUCCGCCGACCCCUCCCCAGCUGGAGCAAGAUAAGCAAAACAUUGAUGAGCAGUUCUCCCGUGCGUUUACUUUGAUCGAACAACUAUCGACCGAUACCGCCGCACUGAAGACCGCCGAGGAAGCCCGCACCGAGCGCUUGGACGGGGCUCUCAAGGAGGUAGAGAACCUUGUUGCUGAUCUCAAGAACUCAUCACGGCGCAGGGACGAUGAGACUCGCCGCAUCAGCGACGAGGUGAAGUCACUGAAGGAUGCCAUCCCCAAGGCCCUCGAAGGUGCCCGGGAAGGAAAUGAGAACCGAUUGAAGGAGCUCGGAACUGAGCUCAAGAGCUUGAAGACUUUGUUAGGCAACCGACUUGGUGGUAGCGGAGCUCCCCCCGUUGUCGGCCGCACUGUCGGAGCGACCCCCAUUGCCAGUACCCCUCGCCCGGCUUCGGAAGAGACCCCCGCCCCCGCUACCCCCGCUGCCGCCACCAACAGCCUCGCUGCAACGGUGACUCCUGCUGAACAGGAACCUACUCAGGCCCCUGCCCCAGUGACCGCGCCCGCAACUCAGAGCCCCAACCCUCUCUCGCAGCUCGGUCGGUCUGCCUCCAUCCCGGCAUGGCAGAUGGCCGCAGCCAACCGAUCCAAGUCCAACUCACAGUCGAGUGCCCCUGCUACUCCUGCUGUUGAUGCGGUUGCUACCACGAGCCAGGAGCAGAGUGCUCCUGCCAGUUAA